GUUGUGAUAAACUUAUUAAAUAGAUGUAGCUAUGACUGUUAAUAUCAAACAGCCCGAGAGGUGGGGCUGGGUUGAAAAGUACAUGGAUCUAGAAGAGUUCCAAGUCACCCAAGACGAAGUCAAUCUAGCCUACAAGUUCUACGAAGUGCCAUGCUGCUCCUACGAAACAGAAAAACACCCUGCACUUAACUGCAGAUCGAAUAUUGCAUGUGUGCGUAAUUUGGGACAGGCGAAGCUUGAAUUAACAGAAGAAGCUGUGGCGGGCAAGAAACGAAAAGCAGAGAUACGCGCCCCAAGUGUUCGUGAUGUUAAGACAACUCCUGUGGGUCUUGAGAAUCUAGGGGCCACGUGCUACGUGAAUUGUUUCCUACAACUCUGGUUCCACGAUGUUGCACUGCGCAAUCUGCUAUUCCGACUCUCGGUGCUGGUUGACCGCAGAGAGGACGUGCUGAGCGUACUUGAGAAUUGUUUCUCUGCUGGGAGUCACAAAGUGGACAUUGUGGUCCAAUUGCGCAAAAUAUUCGCAAUGAUGCUCUACACACUCAAGCCGACUAUGGACCCGACACCAUUCCUAGACUCACUCGGAAUCAGCCUAGUGGACCAGCAGGAUGCGAGUGAGUUCUGCCAGCUGCUCCUUUUCCAGACCCUGGAAGAUCCAAUUAUGAAGUGUGUAGAGAUGGUGGAUCCGACAUUUACCCAUGGAACUCCUCAGGAGUGUACAGUUGGCAGCCAGCAAGCAGGGCAAUCAUCGGCUGCCAUCGGCAGCAAUAGUGGCAAUAGUAACUUCAUGUGCAAUCGAUUCUACGGGUCUCUCAGAGAGGAACGCACAUGCAACAGAUGUGGCAGUCUGACUGGCUCCGAUUCUGUAUUCACUCAUUUGAGUCUGAACAUCACAGAGUGCAGGAGUCUACAGGACUGCAUGCAGAUGUUCUUCCAGGAGGAACUGAUGGACGGAAACAACCUCAUUUACUGCGAGACAUGUGGGAUGAAUGUUGCGAAGACGAGGAAGACGUCUAUUGGGAGACUGCCUCGGGUGUUGUAUGUGCAUCUGAUGCGGUUCCAAUGGCAACUCACCGGUAGAGUCAAGUCGAAACAGAAGAUAGACAUCCCACUAUACUACGACUUCCAACCAUUCUUCGACUUGAAAGGGGUCCAUUCUGGCGCAUUCUACAAUGACACAAGGUUCCAAUUGGCCGGAGCAGUGUUUCACAUCGGAACCUCAUCUACAUGUGGACAUUACAUGGCCUCCAUCAAAACCUCGAAGAAGGGACCUUGGAAGGAUUUCAAUGACACCAAGGUCAAAAACUCAACUCUAAUAACAUCAUCAACUUCGAACAAAUCUGAUCCAGAAUCAUCAUCAACCUCUGGUGCCAAAAAGUCAUCGGCAAAAGUGCCAAAAGUGAAUGCAGCUAAUGGACCGAAACAUGCGGCUAAUACUACUGGCAGCCCUGAAUUUUCAUCAUCAGACGCGUACGUUUUGGUCUAUGUUGCAGACAACUAUAUUGACGAAUAUUUCUGCAGUUCAAAAAGUAGUGCUAAUGGUAAAACCAGCAAAAAGACUGCCGAUGGUGGUAAUCGAGCGAGUCCUGUGGAAGUCAAUAGCAUGUUUAACCCCCCUGCAACUCCGAAUGUAGAUGAAAUUAGUAAAGGGGGUUCUAUGGGCGAUAGUUUACUAGGACAAAACGUGUCGUCACUGCCGUUAGAUUUGGAUCGAUAUGUGAGUGAACAGAAUAGUUUGUUCGUUGCUAAAAUGCGUGAAGAUGAGAAUGCAGUGAAGAAGAAAUCGGCCGAUGCUUCGGAUCAGGCGGUGUACCUGGCAGACUUCGCGUCCAGACUUCCCAGUUAUAAUCCUGAUUCAGAAAACCACGCGUACGUGCCCAUGCCUCUCAUCCGGAGGUACUUUGAGGACCCAGGUGCUGCUCUGGUAGAGUAUGGGUGUGUGGAUUCGCAGUCGAAGUUCCUCUGCAGCCAUGGGAGACUGUCACUGCAGAAACUGACUUCCAAGAUACCUUUCAAACGCAUAUCAGCGUCAGCUGCUAUGACCUUGAAAAACAGUGGCUUUAGUCUGUUCUGGAAAAAUAACAUCUGUCGUGACUGUGUGCAAGAGGCAGUUGAAUGCUACGUGUUCGAGGAGCGACUUAAAACUGAGUGGAAAUGUAUGUUAAAAUAUACGAACAAUUCUACUCUCACAAACAACGUUGAACUUGUAAGAUAUCUGUCAACUGCGGCCAAAGCAACAACACAUGUGCAAGUGGAUCUGAAACUUAAACCGAAUGGAGUGUUCCAAAUUGAGAAUGUAAUUGACAGAGGAGUCAAUAAUGGGACUGGAAGUAUAUCUGGCAAGCAGAUAAAUGAGCCGAUGGAUGUAUCGGACGAAAUCAGAGUAGUAGGGAAUGAAAAUGAACACGCGGGAAGAAGUGCCGAUUGUUUUGUGGUGAAUCGGAAGCUACUGAAGGAGUGGAGGAAAAUAAGAAAGAAUGCAAUAGCUCCACAACACAGUGUAGCCGCAAAGUUAGAUGCUGACGAGAGUAACGGGGGUGAUCUUGUGCACCAAUCAAGUAGCCCAACUGACGAUCCGGGAUCCGAGGGGUCGACGGAGGCACCAGUGACUAGUCUAACUGAGGAACUUAUUUGCAAUCAUCAGAAAAUAAACCCAGAUGAAAGAAGUUGGGCUUUGAUUGGGUCUGAUGGCAUGCAGUAUGUGCUGAAAUAUUUCCCCAGAACUGAAAAAAUUUGUCCUCCAGGUGUAAAAGUUUGUGGGGGUUUCGGUGGAUUUGGAGACGUCGAUGUUGAUAUGGUGCCGUGGGAGAUCUGUGCAGAGUGCCGACAUGUAGCGAGGCAAGAAGAAGAUUUAACAGAGGUGGCUAGAAUGCGACUAAAACCAUAUCAAAAUAUUCUGAAGGAGUUGAGAAGGAAUCAGAGUUCGACUUCAGUCGGUCGAGUGCCUCCGCUGGACGGGGUGUCUCGUCUCUAUGCAAUCCCACUCACUGUAUUGGACGAUCUUCAAGAUUUGAUCAACCGCUUCAAAGAAAAUUCGGGCCCCCUGACAGGAGAAAUGUGCGAAUCAGGUGGCCCAUUUUUCUUGGUAAAUUGGGACCCCUUCUAUUGCAGCUGUGAAACAAGACCAAGGAAAAUACCUGUUCACGUUGACGGACCAGAGACGCCACGUGAACAAUUUCUUAUCGAACAAAUUGACCUUGAAUAUUUCAUAAUCACAGAUGAACAAAAGGCCACGCUAGAGAGUUUAAAUAUCGGCUUUUCAAACUCGCCAAUAUUCUUCGAAAAAGUUGAAAAAUUGUCGGAAAACACGGAAGUGUUUCUCGAUAAUGGAUGCGCUGGACAAAAUAUGCCAUGCAAGUGGAAAAUAAAUGCUCAUAUAUGUUUUCAAUGUUGGAUCAAAAUAACUGAAAAAGCUGACCAAGACCAGUAUCGUUACACUGAAAAAUGUGUCUACAUUGUCCCGAAAAACCGUCUUAAUAAGAUCAGAGAAAUUUCAAAAUACAGCGGGGGUAAUAGAAGGUCACACCAUUUGUAUGGGUCUCUGAAUGUCUAUGUGAACUCGACGGAUACGAUAUUUGACUUGAAAAAGAAACUAGCACCUCGCGUUCGAAUGUUCAUUUCAAAUAUAGAAUUGUCACGCUUCAAUUCUGAUUCACAGGCAAUUGAAAUCCUAGACGACGACGAACGGACUCUUGAGUGCUGUAAAGUGAAACCACUGGUGCAUUUGAUGUAUGAUGAGAAACCAAAGGAUCCGAAUGCACCUAGUGUUCCAGACACUGACCACAACUACAGGGAAGCUGGAUUUGCAGGCUCAAAUCUGCUCUCAGGAGCAUCCUCGACUGGAACCAUUGCUACCCAAAAAGCAGACGGAGUUAUUAUCGGAAUCCAAAAGUCAGAUGGUAAUAUUAUCGGAAUUCAAAAGUCAGAUGGCGAUAUUAUCGGAGAUCACAAAGUAGAUACCAUGAUUAACGGAAGCCAAAAGUCCCAGGAGAAACCGGAUGAUACAGAGUAUCAAAAAAAUGGUGAAAACAGCAGUGAAAUGAUGUCUAACGGAAGUGAAAUUUUUGCUUACUUCCCUCCGGUGGUUAGUAAGGAAAAAGAUGAGUUCUAUUGCCUCGAUGAAGAUAUUGCCGGUCCUGAAAAAAUGGAUACCGUUGACUGAGAUCCUUUGAAAACUAGAAAAGAAAACAGAAAUAUAUAUUAUUGGUUUUGUGGAGAGUUUCUUCUCUGAGCGAGUGUUUUGUUUUUGAUGUUUAAACAAAUGGUUUAGUUCUGCAAAUA
Molecule: messenger RNA, 4281 nt
Organism: Symsagittifera roscoffensis
Lineage: Eukaryota; Metazoa; Xenacoelomorpha; Acoela; Convolutidae
Exons: 16
Coding region: 32-4162 (1376 amino acids)
Biological process (GO): protein deubiquitination
Cellular component (GO): nucleus; cytosol
Molecular function (GO): cysteine-type deubiquitinase activity
Source: RefSeq, a predicted model, not a curated record